GAGAUAGCGUCAUGGGAAAAUGAGUAUACGCAUCUUUUUCUAUCAACUUCCGGAUCAGCUUCCGGAUCUGGUAAUAAUGAGGAAGUUAUGAGGAAAUCGCAGGAUCAUAAAAAAUGCCUUACGAUACAACACA
Racocetra persica is the source of this 133-nucleotide messenger RNA. Lineage: Eukaryota; Fungi; Glomeromycota; Glomeromycetes; Diversisporales; Gigasporaceae. The record is from the annotation of a GenBank genome assembly.